Molecule: messenger RNA, 2395 nt
Organism: Phoenix dactylifera (date palm)
Lineage: Eukaryota; Viridiplantae; Streptophyta; Magnoliopsida; Arecales; Arecaceae
Gene: ABI5
Product: Basic-leucine zipper (bZIP) transcription factor family protein
Biological process (GO): positive regulation of DNA-templated transcription
Cellular component (GO): nucleus
Molecular function (GO): DNA-binding transcription factor activity
Source: RefSeq, a predicted model, not a curated record
UUUGUUUCAUAAAUCAAAUCAGCCUUGAAUGCUUUGAGACUAGUCCGGAAUUUGACUUCAGCCUGCCGUCAGCACAACGUGUACUCUGUGGCGAAGUUAUGGAUUUUGGUCCAUAUGACUGCUGGUUUUUGUCUUAUGCAGGCGCAGUCAAAAUGCGGAUGGCAAAGGCAAGAUAUCCCAGUUUCGGGAAGCUUAAUAUCCCAUCCUAUUCCUACCUUGAUCGGUUCAUUGCUAGUAUUUCAUUUUUAAUUAUGCAUACAUUUACAUAGAAAUUGUCUAUAAUUAUAAUAUUGUCCAUAUUGCUGUUGCUUGCACUUACGAGGACUUAAAAAAAACUUUGAAAUUUGAAGCAGAUGUUAAAGGAUCAGUAAAAAGAAUUAAAAAGUUAUAGCUCGAUCAAUGGAGGCUAUCAUCCUCCUGACUUACCAUCCUCGGAGUAAUAUAAACUUCAUUUCCAACUGUUUGUGUAAAAUUCUUAAGCUCAGCUGAAUCUGAGCUAUGUUCCCAUUUCACGAAAGUUUAACCUUAGCAGUUCCGCAGGAACAUUUUGACCCAAACGUAAUCCUUCGUCCCCGAGGUCUCAGCACUAUUCGUUUUAUUUAGUCAAGAGGCCCACCUCCUCCAUUAAUGAGAACGUACCUAACUUUGUGUCCUCCUUAAUUACUAGGGUAGGGAGCAAUUUUUUAAUCAGUACUCGUACUCACGGAAAGAAUCGUUCGUUGGCGAGUUCGGUACGAUGGCUCAAGUCUAGAGACGAGACCCGGAAAUUUGUCCGAAUAUUGAGACGCGAAAGUUUUAGAACGGAAAAGAGAGAGGGCAGGGUCAUCCUCAUCUCUUCGCGUCUCUUCUGCGGAGGAAAGCAAAAGGAGCGAAAGGGAUAGAGGAUUAAUUGAUCGAUGGCGUCGGCGUCGGCGUCGGAGAGCAGGAACGUGACAUCGGAGGAGACGGAGGUGACGUCGGAGCGGCGACCGGAAGAAGGGAAGGAGGAGAGGGAGAUGGACCUAGAGUUCCCUCUUAUGAGGCAGUCCUCCAUAUACUCCCUCACCCUCGAUGAGAUCCAGAACACGGUGUGCGAGCCCGGAAAGGCCUUUGGCUCCAUGAACAUGGACGAGUUCCUCACCAACAUCUGGAACGUCGAGGAGGGCCAGAUCGCGAACGCCCACGCGCAGAAGCAACCGCACAUCGGCGGAGGGGGGAUGCCCGCGGCGGCGCCGCUGCAGCGGCAGGGAUCGAUCACCAUCCCUCCGCCGCUGUGCAGGAAGACGGUGGACGAGGUGUGGGAGGACAUCCACCGAGACCAGAACGCCCGCCGCCAGAACGUCGACGGGGCGCCGCCGCCGUCACAGCAGCAACAGCAGCCGCAGAGCAACGGCGUCGCCCAUCGGAAGCGGACCUUCGGGGAGAUAACGCUCGAGGACUUCCUCGUCAAGGCCGGGAUCGUGAAGGAGGGCUACCAGCGCGGGAGCGCCCCGUCACCCCACGCGGCGCCGGUUCCGCCGGCGACGCAGUACGGGAUGCCGGCGGGGUACCAGAUGGUGGGGCCGGAGGGGGCGCCGGUGUUCGGGCACGUGGUGGGGGUGCAGGCGUACGGGGACCACCAGGUCGCCGCCGCAAAUAGGAUGUACCAGGUCGUCGGCGAUGGUGGUGGGCCAAGCUACGCGUUGAGGAAUGGGUUCGGGGGGAUGGUUGGGAACGGGUACGGUGGUGGAGCGGCGGUUGGGGGGUCGCCGGCGAGCCCGGGAUCCUCGGAGGGGGCGGGGGGAGGGCAGGUGGACAACUCCGAUGCGGCAGAGGGAGGCGGAGGUGGGAAGGGAGGGAGGAAGAGGGCGCUGGACGGGACGGUGGAGAAGGUGGUGGAGCGGCGGCAGCGGAGGAUGAUCAAGAACCGCGAGUCUGCGGCCAGAUCCCGCGCCCGAAAGCAGGCAUAUACAGUAGAGCUCGAGGCGGAGCUGAACCAGUUGAAAGAAGAGAAUGCCCGCCUGAAGGAAGAGGAGAAGAAAAUUCUGGCAUUGAAGAAGCAACUGCUGAUGGAGGCCAUGGCCGAACGUGCACGCGUGAACGCCCAGAAGACUAUCCUGACGCUGAGGCGCUGCAACAGUAGCCAGUGGUAAUGGGAUCUCAGCAACGACCCUAGCCCUCACCUGCCAUGCGUCAUGUAGUAGUAGUCUUUCGUUUUGUUUUAGCUCUGUUAUGAGGAGCAGGGCGCUGGGAGCGAACCCAUCUCAUUGCUUAGCUCCUUCCCAUGGUUCCUGCUUUUUUGUUAGUAGGCCCUUUUGUUGAAUCCCUCGGUGAUAGCUAUCCUGAUACAUAGAGAAUUUGGUUGGCUGCUCUGCUGUACAAAGGUCUGCCCGGAAAACAAUGUGAAAUAAAGAAGUGCCAACAUGUUCUUGUGUUC